CCGCCAGGGAGCGCGUGUUGGGGAAGAGGCGCGUCCCCGGCUGUUGCAGCAGCUGCUCCUUUGCGGGGCUUGCGAGGAGGAGGCGGAGAAGAAGAAGAAGAAAAAGAAGGAGCCGGGAAGGAAGCAGAAAGGAACCCGCUCUCAGCCUCGCCAGCCCCGGGCGAACUUCCACGGUGCCAGAGAGAUCCGGGGAGGAAAAAAGCUGCGCAGCGCCCAGCGAGGGAUCCAGCGAGCGGCUCUGCGCCCUUUUGGUUCCACUCCCCACUUUUCUCUCUCCUCGUUUUUUUGCAAAACUGCAAACCCUUCCUCCUUGGGGAAGAAAGAGGAUCGGCUGCUCCUGCGCGCGCCGGCGCCUCUGGAGCAACAUCUGGAGCGACUUUCCGGCCUCCCCAGAUGCCAAACGCAGCUCCGGGCUCGCUCUCCCCAGAGGCCGCUUCGUUUUAGCAGUUGGGUUGCCUUUUUUGUUUUUUAAUCGGGAAAGAAAGAAAGAAAGAAAGAAAGAAAGAAAGAAAGAAAGAAAGAAGAGAGAAGGAGGGACAGGAAGGGACAAAUCUGUACUCCUCUUUGGGAAGAAAAGUGUGUCCAGUUUCCCUGCGAUUGCAGAGCGCGCGCUCUACCCAAAUUUUUGGACCGCGAGAAGCGUUUGGUGGUUGGUAACUUGUUAAGCAGUGGGCGGGAGGGGGCUCUGUAUUUAUUUAUUUAUUUAACCCCCCCCCAAAAAAAACCACCCAUUAAGAAAAGAGAGGUUGUGCAUUCGGAUCGAAGCAUUCCUGGCUUGCAUUAAAAAAGAAAAAAGAAAAAUAUAUAUAAUUGAGGGGCGUGCAAGAUGCAUUUCCAAGGAGGAGUCUCUGCUGAAACGGACGUGAAAGUGACCAGAGCCACCCUUACCUGCCUUCUUCUGCUACUCCAAUCCCUCCCUGCUCAGGUUUGGGCCCGCCAGCGGUGCGAAAACGGGCACUUCACCUCUGCCGGAGAUUGCUGCGACCUUUGCCCCCCGGGUUUCGGGGUGGCCGCUCCUUGCGGGAGCGCCAACACCAAGUGCGAGCCAUGUCAAGAAAGUGUGACAUUCUCCUCCGUCGCCAGCGCCAGGGAGCCUUGCCAGCUUUGCUCCGUAUGUCCGGGCCAUGCACUCCUACUGGAUGCCUGCACCCCUGCCCACGACACAGUCUGCACUGCCAGCUGCCCGCGGGGGCAUUACCACCCUACUGGAAACGGGAGCCAGGGCAUCGGGCACUGCCUCCCUUGCCAAGUUUGCCCCGAAGGCUACGGAGCCGCCAAGCCCUGUGGCCCCAGCAGCGACGCCGUGUGCCAGAGGUGCCCGGACGGCUAUUACUCGGAGUCGAAGAGCUCGCUGGAAGCCUGCCAGCCCUGCCGGCAAGCGUGCGGCAAAAACGAGGUCAUGAUCCAGGCCUGCACCCCUCUCUCCGACACGCUGUGCAUGGAUAAAGAGCUUCAGAUCCUGAAACGCAGCGAGGGCGAGGCCCGGAAGGAGUUCCCGAAAAAGACACCGCUUCUGGAUUCAGAAAGCAGCCUUGCUCCCAAUGCGUCCUCUUCAGAGUUCGUGCCGCCAUUGGCCGAGGACAACAGCAAGAACAUCAUCCCCGUCUACUGCUCCAUCCUGGCGGCCGUGGUUUUGGGACUCAUUGCCUACGUGGCUUUCAAAUCCUGGACCACGUGCAAGCAGAAGAAGCAGCUGGCCAAGGCCCGAGCGGGCGAACUCGUGACGUCCCCGGAGGGCGAGAAGCUUCACAGCGACAGCGGGGUCUUCCUCGACACCCACAGCCUGCAGGAUCAGCACCUUCCCAAGAAGGGGCACAGGAUUGAACCCCGCCUGUACAUGAACCUGCCGCCCCACAAGCAGGAAGAGGUGGAGCAACUUCUGGAAGCCCCCGCCCACGGCAAAGACUGGCGCUGCCUGGCCAACUACCUGGGCUACGAGGAAGAGACCAUCGACGCCUUCGGCCGGGGGGAGGCCCCCGCCCACACACUGCUCUCCGAUUGGUCGGCCAAGGAAGGGGCCACGCUGGAGUCCCUCUACACGGCCCUGGCGGCCAUCGAGAGGGCGGACGUGGCAGAGAACUUGAGCGCCCCCGCCGAGGUCAGCUCCGUGGUGUGAUGGGGGAGCGGACCUGCUGGCCCGGCAGGUGGACUGACUUAGGGUUACGUUUGUGGGUUUGGGUUUUUACUAAAAUUGGGGGUGGGGGUGGGAGGGGACGGGAAGAAGAAGGGGCAAGUCAGGGAUCGGGACGUUGGUUUUACUGUAAAGGGAUUUCUUAAAACACAUGGGAACGUGAGCAAACGGCAGUGGACAUCAUUGGGGUGCCUGAACACCGAUGGAUAAUGAUAAUAAUUUUACGAUUGGUACCCCACACAUCUAACCGGGUUGCCCCAGAUGACCUGCAGGUACAAGGAAGAGGGGAAAUGGCUUUGUGCUUCCGUGUUUGGAGUUCCUUGUUUGGGUCUACACAGUGUGUUUACGCUGGGGGAGAAGCAGGCAUGUGUGGUUUUCCCUUUUAGCUAAAGAUUGGACUCAAAGGGGUUUUCGUACUCUCUGCACCUGCUACGUAUUUCUGUUUCAGGUGAGCUGGACCCUGUUUCUGUAUAUCUUGCAGGUGUCGCGUUUUUACAAUGUAGGGACGGUCCUCAGAAAUC
Messenger RNA from Podarcis raffonei (Aeolian wall lizard), 2652 nucleotides. Its product is annotated as tumor necrosis factor receptor superfamily member 16-like. Bases 827 to 2116 code for a protein of 429 amino acids. The transcript is spliced from 6 exons. Gene Ontology annotation, biological process: Rho protein signal transduction. NCBI's taxonomy places the organism in Eukaryota, Metazoa, Chordata, Lepidosauria, Squamata, Lacertidae. Gene Ontology annotation, cellular component: plasma membrane; cell surface. The record is from RefSeq and is a predicted model, not a curated record. Gene Ontology annotation, molecular function: coreceptor activity; nerve growth factor binding; death receptor activity.